AUGUCAGGAUCAGUCAAGUGUCUUCAAGUCUUCGUUGCCCUGCUAUGCAUCGUACAAUUUGUCCUUGGAAUUGUCUUCCUUAUUCUGGGAGGCAUGGCGUAUAACAAGUCGGGAGCGGGUUUGAAUGCACACUCGGCCGCCAUAUUUUUGUUGGCCGUUGGCUGUUUCAUCGUUUUAGUGGCCCUGUUUGGUCUGUGCGGCGCCAUCGCUAAGAACUCCUGCCUCUUGAUCGUCACCCAGUGUUGUGGCUACGACGACGUCAAAGAUUGGGAAUCGAACCCGAACUUCAAAGGCGGGAAGUUGCCGAUCAGCUGUUGCAGCAACUCUACCUUCACGGCUACUGCGUGUAGUACUACAUCUUCGGAUGGGUAUCACCAAAUGGUCUGUCGAGAUGUAAUUGAGAUUGUAUUGAAAGGCAUGCUUUAUGGCUUCGGCAUCAUCGCUGCCAUAACUGCCAUUGCCUUGUUCCUUACGUUGUUACUGGCGUCGAUACUAACGAGCCAAAUAAGGAAGGAAUACAAUCCGGUUUAA
This is a messenger RNA of Helobdella robusta, 531 nucleotides long. RefSeq lists its product as hypothetical. The coding region runs from base 1 to 531 and encodes 176 amino acids. The transcript is spliced from 5 exons. Gene Ontology annotation, cellular component: membrane. Lineage: Eukaryota; Metazoa; Annelida; Clitellata; Rhynchobdellida; Glossiphoniidae. The record is from RefSeq and is a predicted model, not a curated record.